UCAUGAUCAAAAGUAUAACAACAUCAUUUAACCUUCUGUCCUCGUGUUGAAUGACUCAUUAUCGCGCAAACAAUUAAUGAUUUGCAAUUCAAUCAUGGAAUUUCUGAGUGAAAUGAAAGUUCAAUCAAAAUGCGGCAACACAUAUCCAAACAGCUAUCGAACUAACAAUAUCUUUCCUUGAUUGAGAAAACCAAAUGAUGAUAGGGCCGCACAUUUGGAAUCAAAAGACUUCAAAUCAAUUGUAACGAAAACAAAAAGCGUUUGACAUUUGACAAUCAGCGUGAUUUGAAUCAACUAAUGAAAUCGAUUUCACAAGUUUCACAUGAGGAAAUAUAUUAUCUCACUCUAAACAGCAAUGUUACAUUAUUCUCGGUGCAAAGUCAAUUAUCGGAAAAUUUGAUUCAUUGUUUAACGGUCAACUUGGUGAAGAAAAAUACCUUCAUUAUUCCUUCUUAACUAACCUAUUAGAUUAACCAACCGUUAAUCAUGUCAAGGGAGUUUCAGUUUUUUUUAAAUGUUACUUUUGCCAAUGAAACAUAAACAAUCCAUUAUCAGGUAAACCCAAAGCGAUGCUGCAAAUUUACACAAUGUGACACAAAAGCAACAAUGCGACAUUCAAAAGAAACUCUGUAUUCAACAUUGAUAAAAUAGAGUCCAAUUUAAUUGUUGAUUCUUUCAAUUUUCAACAUGUUUACUUGUUGAUUUACUGAUUGGCCAGAAUCAAUUAAAUCAAUGUUGCUCAGAGCAAAAGUUUAUGCUAUAGCUCGAUACUUUCCUUGACAUGGUUACCGGUUUUGUUGGUCUAGACCAUUAAACCUAUUCAACUCUUUUCCAAACAAAAAAGUCUCUUUUGCUUUCAACAAUUUAAAAGUAAAUCAAUUUCAUUUCCUUUUCUUUCUGUUCAGGGAGUAUUUCUAUUAACUUAAUUCAUUAUAAUCAACUACACUGGCUCUCCUGUUCAACUCCUUUAACCACUCUUACUUUCCCUUUUUAAUAUAUUCCCAAAGUAUUUUUGCCUCUAUGCUCAUUUCAUUUCAGACUUCAUUGAUAACUUGUUUGCAUUUAGAAAAGUUUACCUCAAACAAUUUUCGAGUCAUUAAAAUUGUUGUUUUUACAUUGUUUUAUUUUUGUAUAUAUUUACUUGUGACUCUGUGCUUAUCAUUACAGAUUUAAUUUGACUUGGAGACUUUCAAAAUAACCAUAAAGUUCAAUAUGAAAAAUUUACAGUCAAUAACGAUUUUGUGUUUGAUAUUUGGUUUUAUUGUUUCCACUGUGUAUUCCCAACCUCUUGGCUCAUCUGACAGUAAUCCUGAUACUCAAGAUACUAAAGAAGCUUCUACUAGUGUUAACGAUAAAUCAAGUGAUCAAGAGGGUUCAUCGGAAAGUGAUGAAGACGCUCCUACUCCAGUCGCAGGUCCACAUCGUCCACCCACCAUCAACUGGGGAAAAUGCCCACAGCUAGAGCCUAAAGAAGCUGAGAAGAAACAAAAGGCUGAUAUUAUAAGGACUUGUCUUAAAUCGAUAACUCUUCCAGAAAAUAUUACCCAAGAAAGUGUUGAAAAACACCGAACUGAAGUAGCUAAAUGUGCUCUUAACGCUGAAAAUUGGUUCGCUGAGGAUGGAAGUUAUCGUUAUGAUAAAGCUGAAAGUGAAAUCAAAAAUAAGAAACUUCAACCGGAAAUUGAGCCACAAAUCGUUAACCAACAUUCAGAGUGUCGAAAGGAGGCUGAAGAACAAUUUCCUUCUGGAAUUGCCCAGAUCCAAUUAUAUCAGGCUUGCAUGGAUUACCAUAUCUCAAUGAUUUGUGGAAUACAAAUUGUUGGCACAGGAUAUUCACAGUAAACUCACAGUUAACCAUUCUGAUGGUAAUCGAGAACAAGACUAAUUGUAAAUGAAUUCAAUAAGAUCAUAUCAAUACUUUGCUACAAUUAUUUUUAUACAUAUUUGUCUGUACUUCUUUCUCCAUCAUAAUUGCCAAGGAAAUCUCAAACAAAUUUAUUAUAUCACUAAACUAUUGAUCAAUUUAUUUUAGCAUAAUACUAAAAUUAACAAUCAUGUGCAUUUCAAUUUUACCUCGACUUCUGUAAAAAAUAUAAUCUAAUUUACCAAUAAAACAUUUUCCUGU
Tetranychus urticae (two-spotted spider mite) is the source of this 2125-nucleotide messenger RNA. RefSeq lists its product as uncharacterized. Lineage: Eukaryota; Metazoa; Arthropoda; Arachnida; Trombidiformes; Tetranychidae. The record is from RefSeq and is a predicted model, not a curated record.